AUGGCGCACCUCAAGUCAGAUGAGUAUGGCGUCGGCGACGCCGUCCUUCUUGAUGAAAUCACAGAGGACGCGUUUGUGGCCAACCUGAAGCGCCGGUUCUCCAAGGACAAAAUCUACACGUACAUUGGCGAAGUACUCGUGUCCGUCAACCCAUACGCAGACCUCGGCCUGUACAAGCCAGAGCUCGUGGAGACGUUUCGAAACCGCGCCCUCUACCAGAACGAGCCCCACAUCUUUGCACUCAGUGAGGCCACGUACAGCACCAUGCGCCGCACGCACCAGGAUUGCGUCGUCAUCAUCUCAGGCGAAUCUGGCGCUGGAAAGACAGAGGCCAGCAAGCGCGUCAUGGAGUACAUUGCAGCCGUCAACACAAGCAAAGGCAGAGCAGAAAUUGAGCGGGUGAAAGAACACCUGCUGGCCUCCACGCCAAUCCUCGAAGCCUUUGGAAACGCAAAGACAAACGUCAACGACAACUCGUCAAGAUUCGGCAAGUACAUGGACAUCAUGUUUGACUUCAAGGCGGAGCCAAUUGGCGGGCACAUCAAAAACUACCUGCUGGAGAAAAGCCGUGUGGUGAAGCACGCGGCAGGCGAGCGCAACUUCCACUUCUUCUACCAGCUCCUCACUGGUGCCCCUGACGCCGUCCUCUCAUCCCUCUCCCUCGAGCGAAACCCUUCAUCCUACGCCUACACCAACCAGGUCUGGCUGCUCUGCUUUUCUGUGUGUGACAAGGCUGGCUUUGAUGAAGUCACCACCGCCAUGCGCACCAUUGGCUUUGACGACGCAUUCAUCGAGUGUGUCCACAAGCUUGUCGCUGCCGCUCUCCACCUGGGGCAGGUUGCAUUCACGCCAAAUGGUGCGCUGUGUGUGUGUGUCUCUGUGUCUGUGUCUGUAUCUGUCUGUCUGUCUGUCUGCACGACAAAGGAUGCACUGCUCAAGGCAUUGACAACACGUGUUGUUGCUGCGCGUGGUGAAGUCAUCGAGACCCCACUCACGGCAGAGAAGGCGAGCAAGGCCCGCCACGCCCUGGCCAAGUCAAUCUAUGGGCGCCUGUUCAGCCACAUUGUGAAGAACAUCAAUACGUGCAUUGGCGUCAAGGCAGACAAGCACACGGCGCUCGGUGUGCUGGACAUUUAUGGCUUUGAAAUCUUCCCUUCAAACGGGUUUGACCAGUUCUGCAUCAACUACUGCAAUGAGAAGCUGCAGCAGGUGUUCAUUGAGCUCGUGCUCAAGUUGGAACAAGACGAAUAUGCGCGCGAGGGCAUCGACUGGGUCAACAUCGAAUACUUCAACAACCACGAGAUUUGCGUGAUGAUCGACGACCCGAAAGCGGGGAUGAUUGCAGUUCUGGACGAGCAGUGCGCCAUUGCCGGUGGGACCGAUGCGGCCUUCCUCGCCAACCUUGAUCGCUCCUUCAAGUCGCACGCGCGAUACUCUUCGUUCCAGACCGACAGCAGCGACACCUCGUGCGAGCGCAGCCGUGACUUCCGCAUCCGCCACUUUGCGGGCGAUGUCGUGUACACCGUGGACGGGUUUGUGGAGAAGAACAAUGACACGCUCUUCCACGAUCUCAAGCGCAUGCUGUACAACUGCGACAACGCCGCUCUCAAGGACAUGUGGCCCGAGGGUGCCGACCCGCUGACGGCUGUGCACAAGAUGCCACCGACUGCGGCCACCAACUUCCGCACGUCCAUGGAUGAGCUUGUGGUUGCACUGAAGCAGAAAUGCCCCUUCUACAUUCGCUGCAUUCGCCCUAACAGGCACAAGGCCGCCAAGAAGUGGGAGGAUGACCUAUGCGUGCACCAGGUUCGCUAUCUCGGGCUGAUGGAGAAUCUUCGUGUCCGCCGCGCCGGAUACUGCAACCGCCAGCCGUACGAGGUGUUCCUCGAACGCUACAAGAUGUGCUGCAAGGCCACGUGGCCACACUGGCAUCGGGAGCCAAAGGAUGGCGUGCGCAAGAUCAUUGAGGAGCUAAACCUGAAGGACGAAGUGGCGUUUGGAAACACACAACUGUUCAUCAAGAAUCCAAGCACGCUGCAGCAACUUGAAGAUAUCCGUGACGCCAAGAUCCCGCUUGUGGUCGCCCGCAUCCAGGCUGCGUGGCGAGGGCUGCUCGCUCGCCGCCAUUAUGUCAAGCUGCGCGCAGUUUAUCGCAUCAUGUCAUUUUGGUACCGCUGCCGCGCCCGCCGCUACCUCGCUGACGUGCUGAAACGCUUUGAAAACGUCAAGGACAGUCCCGAUUUGGGCAAAGGAGUGGAGUGGCCGUCCACGCCCACGGGCCUGGGCCAGGUUGGCACACUCCUGCGCAAGGUUCACCUGUGUUGGCGCGCAAAACGCAUUCUUGCGCGCUUCACGCCAGAACAGACGGAAGAACUCAAGCAGAAGAUUCACGCACAGGACCUCAUCAAGGGGCGUCGUCGCUUCUGGGGCUUCCAAUACAAGUGGGAGGGCAACUACAUUGCCAAGUCUGCCGACGCACAGAAGUUUGGCGCGCAAAUGCAACCGCUCAUGGCCAAAUACGGCGACAAGAAGAUUUUCUUCUCCUCGCGCGUGUCCAAGCUCAACACCAAGGGCAAGGAGGACCCCCGUGUUGUGGUGGUGACGGACAGGCACAUUUAUCGGCUGGACAGCAAGACGUUCAAAAUCCACAAGCAGCCGGUUCCGCUUGACGAAGUGGAGGGAUUUGGCAUGUCAUCGGGUGAAGACCAGGCAUGCAUCGUUCGCCUCAAAGGCGACACAGACCUUGUGCUCACGCUCCGUGGUGACGCAUGCUCUGCCGAACUGGUCUCCCUCAUCACCCAGGCAAAGGGCGAAGAUGUCCCUGUGGAUGUCGGCAGCAAGCUCAAGUACAAGGUCAAGGGCCAGCUGCGCAGCCUUGGCUUUGAGGAGGGCGAUACAAGCAAGACAGGCUUUGCCCGCAAGUCCAGUGGAUACGCACUUGUCACCCGCAAAGAGAGCAUGAUGCGCCUCAAGGCUGGUCGCAAGCCUUCCACCACAUCUGCCUCCCUUGGCGGCAUCAAGGAGUAA
Salpingoeca rosetta is the source of this 3027-nucleotide messenger RNA. Its product is annotated as myosin IB. Gene Ontology annotation, molecular function: ATP binding; actin filament binding; microfilament motor activity. Gene Ontology annotation, cellular component: microvillus; actin cytoskeleton; vesicle. Gene Ontology annotation, biological process: actin filament organization; vesicle transport along actin filament. NCBI's taxonomy places the organism in Eukaryota, Choanoflagellata, Craspedida, Salpingoecidae. Bases 1 to 3027 code for a protein of 1008 amino acids. The transcript has 23 exons. The record is from RefSeq and is a predicted model, not a curated record.